Messenger RNA from Motacilla alba alba, 10838 nucleotides. RefSeq names its product family with sequence similarity 237 member A (gene FAM237A). The record is from RefSeq and is a predicted model, not a curated record. NCBI's taxonomy places the organism in Eukaryota, Metazoa, Chordata, Aves, Passeriformes, Motacillidae. Bases 9644 to 10285 code for a protein of 213 amino acids. The transcript is spliced from 3 exons.
AUCCCAAACUGUGUCAAAUCUCACAGUGGGGCUCUGUCUGUGGGAGGAUGUUGCACGCAGCCUUUGCGCCGUGCAUGGAACCAGUGCCUCUGCACCCAGGAUGGGCCCAGCCUGCUUCAGUCCCAGCUGCUGGCUACACUGAGUUCAGUGAGACCUGGAGGCUUUAGUGGAGGGAAGCCUUUUCCAGCUCAAAAAUCUGAAUUAUGUAAUUACAAGAGGUCCAAAAUAAGGCCCUUGAAGUAUUCUUUACAUAAUUACAUCGUAACAAGCAGAUACUGUGGCCAUCACUUUAAUGGAAUACAGUAUGAAUCUCCAUUUCCCUUUUCUUUUUUUUGCCAGACUAACUCUAGUGAAGCCAGCCUGGGAAAGUUAAAUGCAUGCAUGUCACAGUUACCAGAUGACUACUGAUAUUGUUUUGCUUUCUCCAGCUCCAGACAGGGAAACAAAAUAUACUUUUGUGUUAGUAUCUCCCAAGGUUCUGUAGAAAGCAUCUUUCUCAUUUAGAAUGAUAGAGUGAGGAAACACUCUCACUAAUGGAUCCACUAUUAUCCAAAUCUAUUUCCUGUCAUUUAAAUAUAGGAUUUAUCCAUAAACUCAAUAGAAACAUGCAACAUUUUGGCUAUAAUUAGAAUAGACAGUCAUUCCUUAAAAUAGGAGUUAAGUCUUUUGCAGCAUAUGAAUAGAAAAGCAAUGUAGAGACAGAUACAUACCCGCUUUUGAUUUCACAAGAAAAAAAUCUUAGAAUUGUUUUUGAAAACUUUCUCAGUUCAAGCACAAACACUGAAGAUUGAUCUUGCUGGGGCACUUACUAUCAUGAACAAAACCAACACAACACCAAGCCACAUUGUAUAAACCCAAAAAAGCCUCUUUUGUUCUAAAUGUACUUCCAAUAGAUUCCUACCUACAAGAGCUGAAAAGUCAAUUUAACAUGAAUCAUCCAUCAGUAAUAUCACAGAGACUGUUUAAAUGUCCACGGAAAGCUUAAAUAAGAAAAAAGUAAUUAAGAAUUUUAAUAGUAGAGAUGCUCAAACCAGUACAAUUGAAAGCAAAAGGUCACAAAAUCAUUAUCUUAAAGCUACACACACUAUAAUUCUGUUCAGUGAUUUAUUGUUCACAACUCAGCAAGCACAUUGUUGUAGGUUUGUGGAAUAAGUAAUUUAGUGGGAACAGGUAAUGCAAGAGGGGACACAACCCCUAGAUAAGUACAAGGACUCCACAUCAGACCAGCAUCACCAGCCACUUAACAUGUUAUUGCUGAGCAACAAACUGCUCAGGGCAGUGUAAUUAGGAAUGCUCUAAUUUGUAGAAAACCCAUAAUCAAGUGUCAGUUGAUUUUUUCUUAUUAAAAUUUUCUUCUAAAAAAAAGCUUGGUUUUGUAAUAAGUCAUGGGAUAGCCCUCAUCUUUACCACUAAUACUGUAACAGGCCAUGCCUUAGUGUGGCACUUUCUGAGCCAGUGUAAGAAUUUCCCCCAUCAAAGCUGGUAGCUCAAAGCAUGGAGGGACUUAAAUGCAUUUUACAUGGUCCAAGUCCAGCAGUCAGACUUUAUAAGCACAAUGCUGUACCACUGUAUAUCAUACAUUCACAGAUUUCCUCAGCUGUCAGUCCAGCUGCUGGAGGCUCUGAAUUUCCUUUGGAGACUGUGAAGCAGUGUUUGCAUCUGCACUACACAGAGCAGCUGAGAGAAGGGCUGGUUAUUGCAGCUGUAUUUAACUGGUGACAAAGGCACGAGCACGACACACUCCUUACAUUACACACCAGUGACGUGCUGUGGGUUAUAACUUUGGUUUUACCUCUUGUGCAGAAAGUGUCCCCACACCUAACGUGCAGCUUCCCUGCAGUCUAAUCUGGACACUGUCCAGCCAAAAACCAGCACAGGCAAACUGCUUUUGACUGGUUUCCUAUCUCCAGCUGAGAUGGUGAUAUUCUCAUGAAUGAAAAAUGUCUGAAUAUCUCAAAUCUACCCAAGGGUUACAGAAGAAAAUGGCACCAGCAGCAUCAGCUGAUAUUCCUGUGAGGCUGCAGCUUUGACAAUGUCCUAAGGACCCUUGAUGGGAGCUGUGCUGAACAACACCUCGUGCUGUCAAGCUGAAGGAAGUGCCCAGACCCUACCAGCACAACACACUCCUGUUUGCCUCUGGUCAGUGGUCCAAGCUGUGUGGCAGCAGCGUUGGGAACACCUAAAGCUCCACCUGUCUAGAGCAAAGCCUGACUUUCAGCCUUAGUGCAGUCACACAAAGAAGCUUCCACUCCUCUCUUCAGCUUAGGUAAACAGAGACGUUCCUCUCCCUAACAGGACCUCUUCCCAAAACAUGAUUUCUAACUGUCUGGUUUGCUCCAAAGCACACUAAUAACUGUUAAAUUAGAGAAUAAAUGUACAGAACUUGCAGCAGCUCAUGGUUUUGUGCUCAUGGUUUUGUUAUUCAGUCUCAAUCUGUUCUUUCAAAGAGAAGGCUCAAGUUACUUUUAAAAGUAAGUACAAGGACCACGGUCUAAACCUCCAUACUCCAUUCAUCUAUUUUUGUUGGGAUUUUACGUAUUCUGACCAUCCAUUUCCUCCCUAUACCUUUUCCCUUGUCACCAUGCCCCACUCUGAGAGUGGCACAACAAUGAAAUCAGAUGGAGGCAAAGUACACAAGCAAGCCUGUUUCCUUUGGAGUCAGUCACUUCUCCCCUAUUUCCUUUCGUGUACAUCUGAACUCUGUAUUGCUAUUUCAAGACUUGCUCCAUUAUGAAGUUACUCUUACAGAUACUGUUAACAAUAACAUAGUUUACAGACAAUGAUUGCUUGACCAGGAUUUCUGUGCAAUGAGAAAGCAGUUCCGAGAAACAGAACUAUUCUAGUGCCCUCCAGCAUUCACUGAAAAGCUUCAGGAAAUUAAAGAUUUUAACUUCUGCUUUGUGUAAUGAAGAGGUCCUGAACACGAGACUGAAAAUCGCCUCAUUUGCAGAAGGAAAGAAACAAUUGCCUUACAUUACAGAACCCUCUUUGUGUGCUGUUGGAUCAGAGGGCUGGGCACGUAGGUAAAAGAAUCAGGUCUCAUUCCAUUUUUGCUUCAGUUUUCCUUCCUCUGAUUUGGCUGGGCAUUUUCACUUCAAACACAAGAUCUCUAGGACAGGAACUGUUGUACGCAAAGGUGACCUUUACACCUAGGCCAGGGAGCGCUGGUUUUAGGCAGAGCUGGUUGGCUGAUAAGUUUGAGACGAACCCCCUUCCCAGGUAUUCAAAAAAAUUAAAAUCUUCAUGAAAUAUGCAGCUUUUUAGCUGUGCCUAAUCAGUAAUAGGAUAGGAAAUAAAGGACCUUGUUAAAUUACACUACAGUCUUUUCAGAAGUUCCAAAUUAAACUCACUACAUAGAAAUUCACUCUAGUAUCACCUUUGUAGCAUCUCCUUUGAGAACAGGUUUCAAAGGGUACAUCUGUGAAAUAAAAAUGGGAGUGUGAAAUAAAUGGGAAUGUGAAAUAAAAAUGGGCUGAGUGGCCUGACCUGUUAAAAAAAACCCAAAACUAUAUACUGUAUUUAAAAAAAGAAAAAAAAACAACCAAUGUUCUAUCUGCCUCUAUCACAUGGUUCCUUACUGAUAAUGUAUGGGUUUUACUCAUCUAAAUAUUCUAAAUGACAGAGCUUGUACUACUUCAUUCAGGAAAAUAAUUCAAGAACGCAGAUUUCUCCACCAGUAAAUUAUUUGUGACAGAUCUUGCACAUUAAAACCCCCCAACUUUCUCCUCUGGAAACAGCAGCAGUGUAUUUAUAUAAGGCUUCACAUCUGUGGUUUGAAGAGUUGCAAGUAAUUUAUACGUGCCAAAGAGCCCUAGCAGGAGCUACCAGCAAAACACAGAGCAAAGCAGAUAGUCCAACAGUCUGAGAAUGAGCAGGCAACAGAGGAGAGAUGAAAUGCCCCAAUUCCCUUCCACAUGAGACAGAAUAUCCUCAUUACUCUCCAGAAUUUCCUGUGACCUAUUUCUUGGCACUAAAUAAUUUGCUAUCCCCUCCUCCAGUUUCUUCUUGAAGGCUGUUUUCCCCUAACAACUUUGAGUGGGAAUGUGCAGGCUCCCCACAUGAGAUCGUGGCUGCCAGGGGAGUGUCUGUGCUGUGGGAUGAGUGUGACAGUGGCAGGGCUGGCACCCCUCCUUGGUGGCCCACUGGCACAGCCCAGGAGCUGCCCUGAGGCAAAGGUGCUCCAACACCCUUUUCUCCCAAGAGCUGCAGGAAAGAAACACUCUCAGAGAAAGAAAAGGUAGGAGGUUCCACAUUGUAACCCUGCUCAGCCUCAGGAAAGAACGCACUGUGAAAGUGCUUUUCUUCUCCAGAAGAUUUGGCUGUAACUCCCUGGGAGAAACUGAUCCUGUAACAGCCUUGCUUUCUUGGAUGUUAGUGGCAGUUUUUAUGCCACUAGCUGUGGCAUACCCAGGGUGACUCUCCUGUCUGCCUGGAGUGCUUAAGGUGAGAAGGGUUUCCCCAUUGUGUGUGGGAACAUAAGGAAGCAGGAGGGAUGAGUCAGGAAGAACCAAUGACUUUAGUCUGGAGCAUGUUGAUGUCAGUCCAGCACCCAAAUGGCAAUGAAUCCCUUAAUUCAAAAACUAAUAGUUGUCUGGCUAUAAACACCCAGAGUGCCAUUAAAAUUAAUCAAAAGCUCUCUAACUGAAUGGUUAAUGUGAGACAACUUGCCCAAAAGACACUAAUUAACUUUUAAUGUACUAUACUAUCAGUUUGGGAUUCUUUCUUAUUUUCUUGGAAUGCUUAAGUCUAGAAAGAAAGGUGGUCACAUCCUUUACAAAGGUCAUUUGCAUUUAUAGUGUCACAAAUCACCAGAUUAUGUUUUCAAAAAUAUGUAUUAAUUUUUUAACCAACAUUGCUUAGCUUGCACCUGUAAAAAUACUUGCUCCACAUGUCUUUUCAAAGCUUGUGUAAAUACAUUUGCCAGGAGAAGUGUUACCUCUUCCUCAAAUUAAUUUAAAUAGGUGGCUUCAACAAUGAAGCCGGUUCACACUUCUGACAUGUCACCUAAAUUUACUCUUGGGGAAACCCUCUGAAUAUGGCACUGGAGACAGAGCCACUCACACCAACAGUUGGUAGGCAUAGAGAGAGAGACACGUUAUUACAGAGAGACAAAUCCAGUCUAAUGGGGAGCUGCAGUUCCUCAAACCUUCUAGCAGAAGGCCACUUCCCAGCAUAGGCCAGGGACAUGCCACAGGGCUCCAGCUCCUGGCACAGAAGUACUCUGGUCUCCUCCCUGUCCCAUGUCUUGUCUGCCAGCUCCAUGGAAAUGUUUCAGGUCAUCAGCAAUAGUGUACAGCACUGAAGAAUUGUAUAUUUAGGGAACUACAGCUUCCCACUGGUUAGAACUGCUUGAGUGUUGCAUCGCACCCAGUGACUUUCCUGCUGGCCAUUUCAACAGAGAAUAGACCUAGAAGGUUGUUUAGAGCAGUGUGGGGUCAUCAAACACUUUGGGAGUAGAGAUUCAAUCCACAAAAAAAAAAAAAAAAAAAGACAACUUGACAUCAAAAGUUAAAAUAAACAGGUUUAGAUACUCAAAGCUCUCUACAUAUAAUUUUAAAAAUUAAUAAAAUAUAGCUGCAGACUUUGGAUCAAGUAUUUAAUUCUAUUUCCAAGAAGCUCUUAGGUAUGUUUGUCAGGGAGCCAAUUUUAAGGACAGUUUAAUCUGCCUAAAAGAGAACUGGAAAAGUUAAAAAUGGGAGUAGGAUUCCACACUCUGCCUUUAUGGAUUCUGAAGAAAAAUCAAGCCUCUGCCAGGUACUAUGGAUUUAAAGCCAACAGACCUUUGGGUAUCCCCCACUCCGAGAAUCACAAGUUUUGCCUUUGCCAUCACUUAACCAAGUUUCACACAAGGCUGGAAUAAUUUGGAACUCAAUUCAGCAAAACCCAAAUUUUCAGCUAAGAAUAUGUCUGUAAAGCAUUUUUUAUUUUUUUAGUAAGCCUAAAACAGACAUCUUUCUUCAUGUGGGACAUUUUAAAAAGCUUAAUGCUGCUUUCAGGUGUGGCUGCUUAUGGAAGUAACAGGCAAGCUGUGCAUCCCAUCACAUGUUACUGUCUCAGCCUCAGUGCUGAAUCUCUUUUUUUAUGUGUAAAUGCUUACCUAGCUCAAGGAACCAUAAGCCACUGCCUAUUAACUUAAAUGUUAAUUUUAAACCACCAGAAGUUUUACUGGGAGCAAAUGCAGGAAGGAAGCCAAGUUAUUUAUACCUUUACUCCAUUCAAAAUGCAAAUACCAGUGAAAUGGCCUCCUGCUCCACUUACUUAUCCCUUAUUCCUUUAUCCUGAUCAUUUAACCUUUUGUUUUAUUUCUAUAUUUUUCUGGUAGAAAUGGCAUCCUUUCUGUAGUGUUACAUGAUCUGAAACCUCUGUCUCAUCUAUGAGUAAAUAAUCUCUGUCUCAUCUGUGAGUAAAUAAUCAACUUUUCUUGAAAAAAAUAUCCUUCUGCAAAUGACUCUGGAUAUGAUCUACAGCUCAUGUGAAUUAUAUUCAUAAGAUAUGGAGACCCACAGAAGAUAUGAACACUGGCUGCCAGGGGAAUGUAUCAUGUGCUGCAAUGAAAGAAAGAUUAUUGAUAGCUUAAUAAGGGCACAGAAAGCUUGACUGAGGGAGUGUGUGGAACUGAAUGAGAUGGCCAAUCCUGGUACAUUUCUUCUCCACUAGGAGGCUGAGGUGAUCAAUCUAAUUAUCAAAAACCUCUUUCCCAGAAAUAGAAUAUAAAUGCUCUGGUUCAGAGGGAGCAGAAUGUAGUAGGCUCAGGAAGUAUUUGUGGAGCCAACUAUUUUAUCUGUAGCAGUAUUUCCCUUGAGCAGCAACUCUCAUUUCUGUGAGAGCCCUUGGUUCAAUACCCUUGGGCAUGCCAGGAUUCUGAGUGGAAUGAAACCAGUGUUGUUCUUGAUCCAAAGCCAGAUAAAGUGCAACCCAGAAGGGGCGCAAACUCAUUUCUUAACAAGGAAUCCACAAAGGUUGCAAGUUGACAGAAAUUUAUCAACUCACAAGAAACAUUUUAUCAUUUCCUUUACAUUUGGCUCUACCCUUAACAACACGGGAGACAGUCCUUAGAGUGACACACCACAGAUACAGAAACAGCAGCAAAAACCAUUUCUGCGGCAUUUUAAUCUUGCUCAGCUCUGGCCCCUGCAGCCAGGCCAACCAUAAACACAAGCAGCCCCAGAGCUUUUUCUACCCAGGAACUGCCUUCACAACACCCAGAUCUUACCUGCACGCUUUCCUUCUCUCCUUUGCCUUGUUCAACCCCCAAACACAGAGGCAAGGAGAAGUACACUGGCUACCCACUUGCCAAGGGGGCUCCAGAUUGCACAUGGCUCCAGAAUCAGGUACAGAGCAGAUUUUAAAAAGAAACAAAUAAAACCAAAAGCUGGUCCUUAAGGAUCAUUUCAGCCCUCUACUGGAAUAGCCUGUAUUCCAUAGCACAGAGAAGAAAUAUUGGAGAUCCUACAUAAGAGAGGUUUCCUCCACCACGUUGCAAGGCUCCCUUGCAAGGUAUUACACUCUUCCUUUCAUCCUGAAGUCUGUUUCAGCAGCUGGUGACCACUAUUCCCGCCAUUCCCAAACUCACACUUGUAUAGUCAAAUAAAUGGAACAUUUGCAAGAUGGCCAAAGUCCUACAGUACAGCUACUUACAAGGGUUCUAGCCAGUGUUCUCUCAUCCCCAAAAGGUUCCUUGCACUUUUGUUAAACAGUAGCAUUACUUACACAAAAUACACUUUGACAGGGAUUGCUUAUUGAGGAGAUAAAGCAUCAGAAGAAAAGCAGAGUUUAUUGUCAUAGGCAUGUCGCAAGACCAAGGGUUUGGAAAGGAAGUUGCUUCUCCAUUUACAUGGACUGGAUGCCCAGAAAGAAUGCAAAAUUAUAAAGGCAUUGAUGAACAUUCAGAGAAAUCAGAGUCUCAAGACAACUUUCCAGCUGACAUGAACCAGUGCAGCCCCACUGUCUUCAACGAAGAUAAGCCUUAUGCUACUGAAACACAGUUGCUUUCUGGAGAAGGGAUUAUGAUUCCAUGUGCAGAGAUAAAAGGGAGUUGCCAGUGAAAGCCUUGGAAAAACAGUUCGCUGCCCAGCUGGUAUGGACUGGUGCAGCUGCACUGGCUUCAGACAUGCAGCAAGGUGCUAGAUGAUUUGGCCUAGAGACUACAGAGCGAGGAAAAAAAGAAUGGUCUCACCUGCCUAUUGCUCCAAAUAGCUGGUGUUAAGCAAGUUCUGCCCAACCCUGGUUAUCAGCAUGGUCACAGAACCCCAGUUCUUUGAGUAGUAUGUUUUCUGUAUGCAAGGGGAUCACAGCAGGCACAGUGAGCACAGGCAGAGUUGUCAGUAGCAGAGUUGUGCUCAGGCUUUUCUCUCCACUCUGCACGUAAAAGGAGGCAGCCUUUUCAUCAAUGCUUUCCUUUCACUUCCCUACUAGCUUAACUAAUUUCUCCAACACGUGGAAGUUUUCCAGCUGCUACACAGAAGUCAUAAUCCAGCUGAGAACCUCACAGAGAGAAAAUGCAACAACAGUAGACCACAUUAUUGUUCUCAGGAGGGAAAAUGGAACCAGACCAUCUCCUUCUGCUGGAGAACGUACAGCCCUCCAAGUUAGCUCUUAAGGUAAAGUUGUGUAAAUUGAGCUGCAGUGGGCAGCACAGCCCAACUACUUCAUCUAAUGCCUUUAAGUGGAGCCCUUCUGUGGCUCUUCUCUGGGUCUCUGCUUCAACUUCCAUGGGCUGCAGCACAUGGGCUGAGCCCCAGCCAGCAAAUAGCUCUAGUCGUGCCACAGAGAUUCCUGCUCUGGGGUGGAGGGAUCCGCAACAGCCAAGCACACAAAGCAAGAUACCUGAGGUUUGAGCCAACUCUGGGCAAUAUGAGUUCCAAGGGCAGACUUGCUUUCUACUCUUCCCCUCCUGCCCCCCGCCGGUGCAGCAAGGGGAGGGCCGCAGCUUUGCCAGGUCUGUUACUCUUUCACUCCACUGUGCGCCCCUUCCCCUCGGCCAGAGGCAGCACGGCCACCGGGCUGCCCCGGGAGGGCCGGGGUCCGCAAACAGAGGACAGGCGGGACGGAGAAGCGGAGCAGACUUGCAGCAAGGACAGCUCCGCACAGAGAAGCGGGAGCUCCGGGUGCCCGGCAGCAGCGGCCGGGCCCAGGGGGUGGGGGCUGCUCUCGAGCCCUGACGUAGAAACUAAGCGGGGCUGCCCGCUCCGGCUUCUUAAGGAGCGCGGCGGCGGCAGCGGGCUCGGAGAGUCCUGCCCUGGCCGCCGCGCCGAGGUAAGCGCCGAGAGCCGCGGGCGGCGCCGGGGCGGGGCGGGACGGGAGCGGAGCGGGGCGGGACGGGACGGGACGGGAGCGGAGCGGAGUCGGGCGCUGCCCGGAGCCUCGGGAGCCGCGCGGGACUGCCCGGGGAUGCUGCAGCGCAGCGGGCAGCCGGGCCGGGAGCGGCUGCGGCAGCUGCACGGCCGAUAGACUACCGUAACGAGAGCUCCAAGUUAGAUGAUAAUAACAAAUUACCUUUCAAAUUAUUAUUGUAUGGCAUUAUCCAUGCCGGGGAGUGGAGCAGGAGACUACACUGCAAGGAGAAGCAGGGAUAGGGGGGAGGGUGGGAAAAGUCAGAACCAGGAAGUGUAAACAGCGCUCACACACACACAAACUUCAAUGCAUGGACAGAAACACCAAGAGAUUGGAGAGUCUAGGGGAGGAAUUGCAUGGAAGCAUUCACCACAUGCACAGUGACAUAAUGGAUCCUGGAAGCAGAGGAAGAAUCCACUGCACCAUGAGACUCACCUGCUCUCUCCUACUCAUGGCAGUGUUCUGUGUGACACCUUUCCUCUGCCAUAGUCAAAUUGAUCCACUGGCUCUUGGGCGGGCAGACCCCCAGUGCUGGGAAUCCUCCUCAGCUGUUUUACUGGAGAUGAGGAAGCCUCGCAUUUCUGACUCUGUCAGUGGCUUUUGGGACUUCAUGAUCUUUCUGAAAUCCUCAGAGAACUUGAAACAUGGGGCUUUGUUCUGGGACCUGGCUCAGCUCUUCUGGGAUAUCUAUGUGGACUGUGUGCUCUCCAGAACCCAUGGGCUGGGGAGAAGGCAGCUGUCAGAAGCUGCCAGAAGCCUGAAGAUGGCUACUCUACAUUCUCAGUUCACAGGGAGAAACCAAGGGACAUUUUCUCAUAUUCAGAGGUCACCAGUUCUGAAGAAGAAAGACUCAUUUGAAGAUUUAAUAAGUAUCCAUAUACAUAAGAGUAGAUCUAUAUUACUUGGAAGAAUCAUUGGAGAGCUAGGAAAAAAGAGGAAAUUACACAUUUAGUCUAAGAUUUUGAUUUGUAGAUAAUUUUUAACUAUUUAUCUUUAUUUUUUGUAUUUUAAUCCCCAUUGAUGUCAAUUUAAGUAGUGGAAGAAGGCAUGUAACCUCAAGCGCUACAUCUCUGAUUAACUUGGACUUAUGAGUUUACUUAAUCACUUGUGAAUUAAGUCUCCUUACUAAACUGCAUGAUUUAUAAGCAGUUGCCUACUUUAAUCUAUGUGUAUAUCAGGCUUUUUGUAAUACAUGUGAUCUGUUCAAACUAUUGUCUUCUGGGUGCCAAGACAGGAAAUAACUGAUCCUUCAAUAAAAUAUAGACAAGCAGAGAAGGAAGUUGUCAAAAAACCUCCACUGGCUCCAAAACAGAAAAAGACCAUUAGAGAAGAGAUGGUGAUGUUUGGUUGUAAGCAGAGCUGUACACUUGCAUAGAGCAACCCCUGCUCAGAGACAUCAUCCUACUGAAGAACAAUGGUACAUAUUUCUACAUGAAAAAUACUUUCCAUGAAUGUUUUCAGUUUUCCAGUAAAAGGGUUAACAGAUUUUAUCAGCACCUCUGCUU